Molecule: messenger RNA, 1863 nt
Organism: Penicillium vulpinum
Lineage: Eukaryota; Fungi; Ascomycota; Eurotiomycetes; Eurotiales; Aspergillaceae
Exons: 4
Coding region: 1-1863 (620 amino acids)
Biological process (GO): RNA processing
Molecular function (GO): ribonuclease III activity
Source: RefSeq, a predicted model, not a curated record
AUGAGCGAGGAUUCUGUGGAGUUCAUCCGAAAGCUAGUAGCAUGUCCAGAGUUAACCGAAUCGGACAUACACGUUGCGCUUACGGCUGCUGGAGUAGACGAACUUAUGCCGGAUGGAAACAGAAAAUUAGCACAUUUGGGCUUGGGGGCGACCGGGUUCCUGAUUGAUUGCAGCGUUGCUUUUAUGGCGUUAUCUCGAGAUUUUACAUCAAAGCUCAAAUGCCGUGUCAACGGUAACCAACACCGUGCAGACAUUGCAAAGCGUACUGGCAUUGACAAGCACUUGAAGUUUCAUUUUCGGGCUGGCGCUCGCUCGCCAGGGGUUCUUGCCUUAGCAACAAGUGCCCUUAUCGGAGCUAUAUACCGGAGAAAAAAGUCUUUAACGUCCGUGGCUAAUGGCCUUUAUUCUCUAGGUGUCCUGGACGAGAAUGUUGACGGAUUUAGCUUGAUGGGGAUAUUCAAAGAUGAGCAAAGUGAUCUGCUGCUUAUGCCUCCUUCCGAUCAAAGCAACCCUGUUCAGACCAAACAGAUCGAUUUUUUCAGUCACGAAGAUCCCGCUCUUCCUGAUCUUGCUACCCCUCCAGACUUAGGGUGCUUUUCUAACUUUGAGGUAUUUUACGAUGAAACGGGCCAACUCAAAGAGGUCCUUUUAGACGAACUUCAUUUCACCGGCCCGGCCUCGCAAUCUCCCUUACCCGAGGACUUGGGUCGACCUGUAGAGGGUGCCCAUGUUUCUCAGAAUUUUCAUCCAUUUUCACUCCAAGAAAUGCAUCAAGGAAGACUGCAUGAGGUAGAGAUCUCGCCUCAACAAGCUAAACAGAAUUUCCUUCCUUCUCUCGCAGAGGAUUUUCAUCUCAUGGUCAACCAGCCAUCCUCCAGUCGGCGUUCUACAGGCAAGAGGAAAGACGCUGGCGGUACGGAAAAACCAAAGAGUAAAGCUAGCUGUGUUGAUAUUGGAUUCAGAUCAUCACUGUGUCGCGAAGCUGAAAUGAAUCGGGUUCUGGGCUUGCCGCACCCAGACAACACUUAUUUCAGGCCCGAAAUUGCGAACAAGUUGCUAAAUCUGGGUCCAGAAAUGUUUCCUAGUCUUUGUAUCUUUCUAAUUGGAGUGGGUGGCUCCCAAUCACUUGUUGCUCUCCGGGCAGCCCUUAAAUACACGAGAGAAACGAGGGGCGAAAUGCACAGCGUCCAAAGCCGAAGAUGGAUAUCGCGUGAUCUAACCAUCAACGAACGCUUCAAAAUCAUCAGUGAAAUUCACGAGAACGCAGCUUUUCUCCAGAUCCUGCGAUGUAAUCAUAUAUUGCAUCUCUACCGAUGUACUGGUAGAUCAGUCGGGCAUUCCUCGAAUUUUGCUAUAGAGGCAACCCCCCAGGAUGAGCUUAUUGGUCAACCGAGAGCAAGAGGCAAUCCGAGGAAGAUUGAAGUGGCUAUAGCAGUCAACAAAAUGAUGGAAAAUAUUUUCCCAGACCUCAAACCUGGCUCAACUCUUUACACGAGCAAGCGCCGAGUAAUGUUGGAAUUUCGAAAGUUUGGGAAGCGUUUACACAUUUUGGCUGAAUUCUUUGGGGAUGCUAUUCUAUGCCUACUUCAUUUUGAUCGGUCGGUCGAGGUGACUAGCCCGGUGAUCAUCGAGAAAAUUAUUCUUGCUCCGACAGAGGAGGUAUUCGAAAAUUUUGUGAAGAUUCUCGAGGAAUCGCAUGGAGACAUCCUUCGGGAGCUCAGUCGGGCAGCGAAAUCUGCCUUUGAGCACCUCCUUUAUGAAGAUAGGAGGCGGCAGAAUCCUUUUGCUUUAGAAGAGAUGACAACGGAGGAUAUCCUCAAAAUUCCAAAAGGAUCGCAGGAGCUUCUACCUCUCUUGCAAUAG